Molecule: messenger RNA, 2031 nt
Organism: Suillus subalutaceus
Lineage: Eukaryota; Fungi; Basidiomycota; Agaricomycetes; Boletales; Suillaceae
Exons: 12
Coding region: 1-2031 (676 amino acids)
Source: RefSeq, a predicted model, not a curated record
AUGUCUUCGCGUCGUCAUCCUGGCAUGUCAUCAAGCUCCUCUGAUCCCCCUGACUCAGAUGCAAUAUCCUCUCCAGAGCCUGUGAAACUUGGAAAACGCAAGAAUAAGCGGUCAGAGUCACCAGAACCAUCAAGGCCUGGCAAACGCAAGCAUAAGCAUUCCUCUGGUAACACCAGCACCAACGACCUCAUCAAUUCCAUAUCAUCAGGCUCUCGCAAGAAGACUACAAGGAAACAUGAAGAUUCGAAAAUGGAUGAUGCAGAACUGUACCAAAACGCGGGAAGGAAGGCUUUGAGCCUUCUUGAUACAUUUAGAGUACCCGCUGCAGCUUUCAAGACUGGUCUUACAUUCAACCGAGGUGGUAAGCGCGACCCAAAACAACCUCAAGAUGUUGCCGAGCAUCAUCUACUAUUAUACAAUGCUAUAAUAGACUUCAUUCCUGGUUUCGACAGCGAGCUCGACAACAUCACCAGCAAAGAAUUGAAUGUGGUCAUAGCGAUGGUAGCGAAGGGUAUGAGCGAGGGCAGAUCUGCGGAUCUAAACUCUGUGAAGCACAAGGGGCUCCAAUAUAUUCCCCUUAACAUGUAUAGCAAGGAGCAUGCACAUGCACUCGAUUCUCCGAUUCCAGAAGUCAAGGAUAAGUCGAUGCGUGGGUUGAACCACCCCCAGUUGGCUCGUUUGCUUUGCCCCCGCAAAAAACUUGAGUGCGCUAUGACUGCCAUGCAAGCUGGAGAGAUAACCAUGACAGCACACAACUGGCCGAUGUUCUUCUAUGAUGACAGCAUUUACGACGCUGCCGACAAGACAAAAGGUCUCUUUCGAAACCAUACUGCCAUACGAUUUUACAAGCAUCUGUUCAUUGGGCCUUCAUCUGUCACCAACGACUCAUCAAAUGUUCACAACUCUGCCAAACCAUCUAAAAACCGUGCGUGGGGUUUGACGGCAGUCAACAAAUACAUUAUUGCAUAUGUGCAUAUCAUUGCAUACUUUACGAUAAGCAGUACUCAGCACUGGAUGCGGUAUAUUGGCGAUAUGGACCUGGAGGAGCUCCUCUGGGCUAUCAUCAAAAUGCUACAUGACGACAGCAAUCCGUGGGUCAAAGAUACCCUCAUGUGGUGGAACAGUCACCUCAAACCGACCAAGGACAACUUGCACUCUACCAAGCUCACACGCAAGGAAAGUGAGGAUUAUCUCGCUCAAAUUCGUGCUCAGCGAGCUGCACACCGUUCUGCAUUAGAUAAAUCCAAUGCGCCAUCACAUGUGAACACAACAAUGAUGGGGAUAUGCUACAUGCACCCAAACAACUUUGGAGAUCAGGCUGAUGACCUUCCCUCACCUCACCACACCACGCCAAGUCCAAUGCUCAGCGUCAUGCCUCAGUUUAUGAUGACGACGAAGAGGUUGCAGGACUGCAACAACCAACCCACCCUCGACUGCAUGGGCAACAGCACCCACUACCUCCCAAGUCCCAACUACUGGCACCAUGUUGUUAUUUCAGAUGAUGAUGAAAAUGACGAUGGCGACGAGGUGGAAGUGGUAGCGCAACCCAAACAGCCUCGAUCCGACCCCCACGUGCCAUUGCCCCUUAGAUUCAAUAAACCUCAAUACUCUACUUCUGAUCAUGGCAAGGCUCCAACUUCAAUGCGACCUGUCCAUGGAGCUACAGGUUCCGAUGGAGAGGAACACCAACCUCAGCUAAGCGAGCCUCAGCAUCCUGCAAGUGCCUCCGUCCACUAUGAUGACGAGGAUCAGCCUCCACGUCCUAAGCUGAAACCCAAGCCGAAACCUCAACGCCCUGCUGCUCGCGACGAGCAUGAGGAUUCACUAAGUGCGCAUGUGACCGAGCAGUCGUUGAAUGUGAUUCGGUCUCAGCCAGUGUCUCCCCCUCGAUGCCCCUCACCCCCACUGUCAGAUCUGACUGACAAUGACAACAACUUCUCCCUGCCGACUCCAACAGCUCCUGUUCCCACAAAGAAGAGAGGGAGGAAGAAAAUCACCGAUCCCAAUGCUCCUCGAAGAACCUCUGUAUGA